Phalaenopsis equestris is the source of this 494-nucleotide messenger RNA. RefSeq names its product probable polygalacturonase. The coding region runs from base 60 to 479 and encodes 139 amino acids. Lineage: Eukaryota; Viridiplantae; Streptophyta; Magnoliopsida; Asparagales; Orchidaceae. The transcript has 2 exons. The record is from RefSeq and is a predicted model, not a curated record.
CCAUUUCACUCCACACCUCCAUUCAUCACUUCUUCUCCACUGUCUCUCCCUCGUUAGCGAUGGAGUUGUUGAGCAGGAGCUUCACUUUCUCUAUGCUGCCGAUGAUAUGUCUUCUAGUAAUGGCGGCAUUCUCUCGCACAGCGGAAUGCCGGUUUCAAACAGGCAGUAGAGUUUCGGCAGGCGUUGGUGGACCGGCGGCUGGGGAGCGGAAGUACGAGGCGACGAGUUGCCGGACUCACACAGCGUCGCUGACGGACUUCGGUGGAGUGGGCGACGGUGCAACGUUGAACACCAAGGCCUUCCGGGAGGCGAUUGCGCAUCUGGCGCAGUUCUCUGGCGACGGUGGCGGUCUACUGUACGUUCCAGCUGGGCGGUGGCUCACCGGACCUUUUAAUCUUACUAGUUACAUGACGCUUUUCCUCCACCGCAACGCCGUCAUCCUCGCUACUCAGGUUAGUACACUCCGUUUUCCACUGUAAUAAUUAUGUGAAGGU